This is a messenger RNA of Hyaloperonospora brassicae, 693 nucleotides long. The record is from the annotation of a GenBank genome assembly. Lineage: Eukaryota; Oomycota; Peronosporomycetes; Peronosporales; Peronosporaceae.
AUGCGUCUCGUGUAUGCGGUGCUUCUGCCUGGCGUCAUCGUCCUUACGUCCAACGUGCACCUACUUCGAGCCCAUGCGCUUGGUGCCGACGAGACGGACGUAUCUGCUAGUGACGCUCGUCCAUCCAAUACAGCCGUUAGUGACGAAGAGCGUGCACCCUUGCGGUUUGUGGGUCAAAUAGAGAGGAUCGUCGGGAGAACAUUUGCGGCGCCAGAGGCUAGUAUGAAAACAUCUGCAUUCGUCGGCAACGAUCUACUGGCCUCGUCCAGCGUCAAACACGCAAAUGAUCAAGCGGCACGUGCAUGGAACAAACUCGAUUCUCAGCUGGACCGCUUGCUGAACAAGUGGCGGACGAAAUGGUUCACGAAGUCCAAGAAUUUCUUUAACAGCCCGGAGUACGAAAGGAUGAUCAAGCUGGUAGAAGAAGUCCAGCGAAAUUUCCCGAUUGACGGCGCCUUCAAUCCUCACGAGUUCAUCGUGCGUAAGUUCAAACCAGAGUUUCUGCGAUCGGUGAUCGAAGCAACCGCCAUGAGUAAGAACGCAGACGUGAGAGCUCAAGGAUUACAACUUCUGAAGGAUAGCCAGACGAAGAAAGAGCCUUUAUAUGCUGUUUCAAGAGACACGGACCCACAACCUGCCAAAUCGACGACCAUGUUAAUACGCUAUGCACGCCCUGACAGCGAUGUUGUGUAG